AUGACAGGCCACAAACAAUCUACAGAAGGGUAUUUAUUCGGAAUAUGUGGCCUAAUAGUGCAUUUAGUAAUUUUAUGGGGUGUAUUGGAUGCCAAUUUUUAUUCGCCAGUAUUAAAUGACUUGCCAGUAGUUGAACCUCUCUCAGGAGCACCAGCCAAACGUUUGUUUUUAUUUGUCGCCGAUGGAAUGCGGUACAGAACAUUCAGCUCGGAGCCGGCACCUUUUCUCAAGAAUAUCAUUAAGACACAAGGAACAUGGGGUGUAUCUCACACAAGAAUGCCGACAGAAUCACGACCUGGGAAUGUUGCGAUAGCUGCUGGCCUUUAUGAAGAUCCAAGUGCUUUAUUCAAAGGCUGGAAGGAAAAUCCAGUUGAUUUUGAUUCGGUUUUCAAUCAGAGGAGUCAUUUAAACGUACGCGGUGACAGCUAUCCAGCAGAGUGGCAGGAUUUUGACAAAGCUUCCAAUUCUCCAAUAACUCUAGACUCAUGGGUUUUCAAAAAGUAUUUUGAAUGGCUGGAUAGAGAUGCAAUAAAGAUAAAAAGUAGAAAAGGAGUUCUUCUAUUUUUCCAUUUACUUGGUUGCGAUACUGCAGGUCACGCCAGCAAACCCCAUUCAAAGUACACUAUGUUGUGCUUUGGAUUCAGAGAGUACAAAGAGAGCUUGAAAUUUGUCGACCAGAAGAUUAAAGAAGUGGUGAAAAGUGUCGACAAAUUUUUUGGAGACAGUCGCACUGCUUACAUAUUCACUGCUGACCAUGGAAUGACGGACUGGGGUUCGCAUGGUAGUGGCUCCGAUGACGAAACUGAGACACCUUUUAUCGCUUGGGGUGCUGGGGUUAGUCAUCUGUCAGGUCGUCGUGAUAUUGAGCAAGCAGACAUUGCACCUCUUGUUGCAUCGCUUCUUGGAAUUUCUAUUCCUGUCAAUAGCGAAGGAGUUUUACCAAGAUUAUACUUGCAAUCUGGUAAUCAGGAAUACGGAGCACGUGCUCUAUUGAACAAUAUAAAACAAUUAUUGAACCAAGUAAAAGGAAAUCGUUUGACUGCGAGUGGCGAAGGUUCUUCAUAUUCAAACUGGCGAGAACGUGAAUUAGAAAAAAUGAUAGAUAAAGUUGAAAAACUAUUACAUGACAAUAAAGUAGUCGAAGCUAUAAGAGUAGCGGAAGAAACUAUUGAAAAAUGUAAAAGUUAUUUAUAUUACUAUCGACAGUAUCAAAAAAAUCAAUUAAUUGUUUAUUUAACUUUGAUGUGGCUUGGAUGGAUUGUUUUGUUGGUACUAAAAAUAACUGGGACUCCACGAAGUCACUUAAACAAUACUUACAAAGUCAAAAGUAGAAAAGACUCUAGAGUUAUAUAUUACGGCAUAGCAGCGCUUAUAUUUGUGUGGCUUGGAUUUUGUGCCCCGUUGGUAUUAGUUCCAGUGUAUCAUGUCAAAAAAAAUGAACCAAUAAGAAUAAUAAUCGGCGGUACAGUUCUAUUCUUGGCAAUGGUAAUAACGGCUAUAAUGCAGAAGUUGACAAUUAAAAAGCCUGAUAAACUAUUAAUCUUAACGGCUUUAGCGCUUGCUAUUUAUCCGGCAUUGCCUACUGUGAAACCAGAUCCUCAGACUGGAAUAGUACUGAUAAGUGUGGCUGUAGCAGCGGUGGCUUUGGUGAUACACAAUUUGCCAUCCCAUAUAUUGAUAAUUGAGUUGUUACGCCUAGCUCUGACAACCUUAAUAUUGACUGGUGAUAUAGACGGUAGAACAGGACUAUCGUGGAUUAUUUUAGCUUCUAGUCCAAUCAGUAUAUUUCUACACCCCGCAGAUGAUGUAAAAAAGAGAUUAACUGGGGUAACUUACGGCCUAUUUUGCCCAUUAGUAUUACUCUCAGCUUCUUAUGAGCCUCAAGUUUAUUUACUGCUUGCUAUUCAUUUAAUGACACUGCUGGAUAACGACAAUAAUGAUGAGGAAUUAAAAUCAACUGGACAUUGCAGAAGAUCAUUGAGCCCAUCUGAUCUCAUGCUGUACAUACUUCUGUCAUUUUUCGGAACAGGAAACAUGGCGAGCAUAAGUUCAUUUGACCCGAUGUGGACCAAACAUUUCAUCACACUCUUUUCACCUUUCACGAUGUCAGCAUUGAUUUUAUUAAAACUAGCGAUUCCAUUGAUUCUAGUCGGAUGUGCGAGCCGUGUGCUGGCGUCAUCUUCAAUAUUCUUAGCCGUUUUGCUGCUAGGUGACUGUCUGUCAUUGCCGCUGAUAUUUACCGUAACGCCUCAAGGCAGCUGGCUAGACAUCGGCACUGCAAUAAGCCGUUACGCUAUCGCAGUAACACUUCCAUGUCUCUUUUUAGUCCUCUACCAUCUUUCGAGUCCGCUAAUGACUGUUGACUUCUCAUCACGAAAAACGCUGAAAAAACAUCUAGUUUAA
Cotesia congregata is the source of this 2403-nucleotide messenger RNA. The record is from the annotation of a GenBank genome assembly. NCBI's taxonomy places the organism in Eukaryota, Metazoa, Arthropoda, Insecta, Hymenoptera, Braconidae.